AAAGCAACCCCAUAAACUCAACUCCUGAUCUCUCUGAUAAACCAGAUCGAGAGAAAAGAGAAUAUCUGGAGAACAGAUCGAGCGAGAUAACCCGAGAGCAAGAAGAGGGCGAGCAUGGUGGACGUCGUGACGGGGGCCAUGGCCUCCCUGCUCCCCAAGCUGGAGAAGCUCCUCGAGCACAAGCUGCACAGGACCGUCAAGGAAGACGCGGAGCAGCUUCUGAGGGAGCUGACGAGCCUGCACGCUGCCCUGGGCAGCGGCCCCGACCCGCGCUGGGCCGACGACUGCAGGGAGCUGUCCUACCACGCCGACGACAUCGUCGACGCCUACCUGGCGGCCAGUGAGCCCGCCGCCUGCCGGGACGGCUGCCUAGGGUUCCUGGACAACUUGCUGGGCCCUCGCCGUUGGUUCGCCAACGCCCUCAAAGACGUCAAGAGCCUGGCCCUGCAUCUGUCCGACAGGUACAGUAGCACCGAUAAAGAUAAGCUCGUUCCAGCCACCGCACCCACCGGGCCAUCGCCGCAUCUGUGGAAAGAGGCGGAGGAGCCGCUCGUCGGCAUGGAGCGCGGGAGGGAUACUCUAAUCAAGAGCCUUGCAGGCGGACAAGAGAUGAAGAUAGUCUCCAUUGUGGGUUCUGGGGGAUUGGGGAAGACGGCUCUUGCUAAUCUCGUCUUCCGUCAGCUCAGGCCACAAUUCGGUUCGUGUGCUUUUGUUUCAGUCUCCUCCAUGCCUGAUAUGGAGGGGAUUUUUGACCAGAUGCUUCGUCAGCUUAAUGUGGAGAAAAAUUACAAUCAAGAAGCAAAGGAUGCAGUUAGGGAUUUCCUUCAGAGCGAAAGGUACCUGAUCAUAGUUGAUGAUUUAUGGAGGAAAGAAGAUUGGCAUAUUCUAUCCCGCAGCUUGCCCGUUAACGCUUUUGGUAGCAGAGUAAUUGUUACAACUCGAGUUAAUGACAUAGCAAAGAUAUGUUGUUCUGGCCAAGAUGAGUUGAUAUGUGAAAUUAAGCAUCUUGAUCACCUGAACUCCAAAUCAUUAUUUCUACGGAGAUGCUUUGGCUCUGAGGCCAGCUGCCCUGAUGCACUUGCAAGAGAAGUUGGUGAGAUCUUGGCAAUAUGCAGUGGCAUUCCUUCAGUAAUUAUAACCAUUGCUGAGUUGCUCAAUAGCAAAGUAGCCACAAGGAAACCAUGUCAGGAUGUGGUGCACGCUUUCUGUUCUGCUUGGAAAGAGAUGGCAAGCUCUUUACACUCUGCACGGGAGCGUAUUCCUGGUUUGGAGGACUUGAUAAAGGUUCUAUCACUCAGCUACGAGAACCUUCCCAGCACUCUGAAGACCUGCUUGCUGUGCAUAGCUACAAGUACAACCGUCAAGUACCGAAAGUUUAAAAGGGGCGAAACAGUUAGGAAAUGGAUUGCCGAAGGAUUUAUCUCUGAAGUUGGGUGGCGCAGCAGUGAGGAAGUGGCGAACGAAUGCUUUGAUGACCUCGUCGGCAGCAAAGUGAUUCAGCCUGUGGAACGCCCAUCCUUUUAUGGGAAGGGGAUGUAUGAGGUCAACUGCAUGAUGCUCUACGUUCUUAGACUGAUAGCACGAGAAGAGAACUUGGUCACCUUUCUGUCCGACAUGGACAUUUCAGAGACACCUGCAACGAGGCCUGUCUUUCUUUCUAUCCGAUGCUGUGGCUCAAACGGUUUAAAUGGCACAGAAAGGUUGGAUAUGUCGCAUGUUCGUUCCAUAACCAUGAUCCGCUGUGACAAGGUGUUUACGUUUAAGCAUUUGGGGUAUCUGCGAGUGUUGAAUGUGGAGGACUGUGAUGGUUUGGACGAUACUGAUGUACACCACAUAUGCGGAAUGAUCCUGCUGAAGCACCUGAGUCUGAAAGAGACACCACAAGUCACUAGGCUUCCUCCACAAAUCGGGAACCUACGACAUCUUGAGACUCUAGAGAUCGAGCUGACCCAAAUCAGUGUUCUCCCACCACAGAUAGGGAAGCUGCAAAAUCUUGAGACACUGGAUGUAAGGAUGACAGGAGUGAAAGAGCUGCCCGAGGAACUCGUCAUGCUUCCCAAACUAGCAAAUCUGCAUUUUGGCCGAACUGGGGUGAGGCUACCUGCCGGAAGUGACCGCUUCAAGUCAGUCAAGGUGCUGGGCACCAUUGAUUCGAGGGAAUGCUCGGCAAGCACCCUGGAGGAGAUUAGAGAGAUGACUGGAUUGACUAAGACUGAAGUCAUGCUGUAUGAUGAGCCCGCCGACGUGCCAAAAAAUGACAAUCUAUUGUCUUGCAUGGGCAAUUGCACUAGUCUGCGGUCCCUAAUAGUUCAUGGUGAUUUCAUUACGAGUGACGACCUUCCUGCAUCUCCCAACUUUCCUCUACUUGAAAAGCUAACGGUGGCCACAAGAUUGGUUAAAUUUCCCGGGUGGAUCGCACAUCUCAGUCGUCUUAAGAAGCUAGAAAUCAGGCUCUUUGAACAAGGACUAAACGAUCUCAAGAUACUUGGAGAUCUGCCCAGCCUCACUAGCCUUGCAUUCCAGCUGUUUGGCAACCCACGAAAACAAGUCGCAAUAACUUCAGGUUUCGCCAGACUUGAGUUUUUCGCUUUCGACUACUCUGCGCCGUGGGUAAAGUUUGAUCAGGGAGCCAUGCCAAGCCUGAGACACAUCGAGCUGACACACUAUUCUUCUGGCCCAGCAGGUAAAAGCCCAGCGGGUAUCAUAUAUCUUGAGAGCCUGCAGAAGGUCACCCUCAUCUACUCUUCACACUGUUCAAGUUGUGCUGGCGUCAUCAAGACAGUUGCUGUCAUGAGGAAGGAAGCUGCCAGCCAUGCUAAUCGAAUUGUGCUUUCUGUUAAUGGUGACGAUGAGAUUUUCCCAUCCAUCUCAAGUGUUGACGGAAAGAUUACUACAACCGAAAACGAGUGUUAGCUUCCCUACUACUCUAUGUGUGGGUGUAUGUUCUCAUGGGUGCAAUUUUAUUCAUAAUCCUUUUCUUGAAAAAAUAAUAAAAAAUAAUAAUACAAAUUUCAACAAGUUCUGAAAUAAUAUCACAUGUAUAUAAUUUAUAGGUGUAUUCUAUAUAUGUGUAAUUUUUCAUUCGAAGAUACUUGAACAAGUGAGCUGUCCAAAUAUUUGUCUCUAUUGUGUUGCUCACAUGUUAAAA
Molecule: messenger RNA, 3148 nt
Organism: Hordeum vulgare subsp. vulgare (domesticated barley)
Lineage: Eukaryota; Viridiplantae; Streptophyta; Magnoliopsida; Poales; Poaceae
Product: disease resistance protein PIK5-NP-like
Exons: 2
Coding region: 115-2913 (932 amino acids)
Biological process (GO): defense response to other organism
Molecular function (GO): ADP binding
Source: RefSeq, a predicted model, not a curated record